CUAUACUGAAACUAUAGCAAAGAGAAAAGAGGAGAGCAAAAAUGUUGGGGCCUCACUGCACAGAAAAUCCCCCAAGUCUGAGUUCAACAUGUGGAGCAGGAAAUAUUCAAGAAAUUGGAGGCCUUCAAACUUAUGUAGCAGGAGAUCAAAACUCCAAGCUUGCUAUUCUUCUAGCUGCUGAUGCCUUUGGAUAUGAAGCUCCAAAGUUGAGGAGCCUAGCUGACAAAAUUGCAGCUCUAGGUUUCUUAGUUGUGGUUCCUGACCUCUUCAACGGCGAUCCAUUCAGCUUCGAGAAGCCACGAGAAGCCUGGUCGACUGCUCACACCCCGGAGAAAGGGUGUGAGGAUGCCAAGAAUGUGGUUGAAGCUUUGAGAAGCAGAGGUGUGGUGAAAGUAGGCGCUGCCGGUUUCUGUUGGGGAGGAAUGGCUGUGGUGAGACUAGCAAAAUAUGAUUGCAUAGAUGCUGCAGUUUUGUUGCAUCCUGGCCCUAUUACACAAGACCAAAUAAAUGAGGUGAAAUGUCCAAUUGCAAUCUUGGGAGCAGAGAUUGACAACUAUGCACCACCUGAGCUGUUGAAGCAGUUAGGAGAGGUUUUAGCAGAAAAAUCUGAGGUUGAUAGCUAUGUGAAGAUAUUUCCUGGUGUCGGGCACGGAUGGAGUGUGCGGUACGAGGACAACGACGAAUUUGGUGUGAAGAGUGCUGAGGAAUCUCAUGUGGAUUUGAUGAACUGGUUUACCAAAUACAUCAAGUAAAGAUGUUGGUUCAAGUUCAAACAUGUGUGUUUUUAUGUUAUUUUGUUUCUUGUUGAGUGGUUUUUAUUGUUUUCUGAAAAUCUUAAAGAUGGUGUGUUUAAUGUUAUGGUUUAUGUUCUUGUGGAAAGGUUAUGCUAGAAACCUUCUUUAUAAUAAAAAUACAAUACUAUAUAUUUAUUCAA
Molecule: messenger RNA, 934 nt
Organism: Salvia splendens (bonfire salvia)
Lineage: Eukaryota; Viridiplantae; Streptophyta; Magnoliopsida; Lamiales; Lamiaceae
Product: endo-1,3;1,4-beta-D-glucanase
Exons: 7
Coding region: 42-752 (236 amino acids)
Molecular function (GO): hydrolase activity
Source: RefSeq, a predicted model, not a curated record